CAGGGGCGGACUGACCAUUUGGAAACUCGGGCACUGCCCGAGGGCCCGGGGUCAGUAGGGGGCCCCAUGAGAUGCCCCUGGUACCUUUUUCAUAGGCUUUUUUGAGUUUGGGCCAGGACACAGGGGCCCCAUGAUCCCCUAUUGCCUGGGGGCCCCAUGAGUUGUCAGCUCGCCCCUGGUACUAACACUUUCCCCUUCCCUUUCUCCUCUUUUUGCAGUUACUUACAAAUUGCAGACCUUGGUACCGCUGCAGGGGGUAACCUUCUACCAGAUGCCCCUGGUACCUUUUGCAUAGGCUUUUUUGAGUUUGGGCAAGGACACAGGGGCCCCAUGAUCCCCUAUUGCCCAGGGGCCCCA
Messenger RNA from Staurois parvus, 357 nucleotides. The record is from the annotation of a GenBank genome assembly. NCBI's taxonomy places the organism in Eukaryota, Metazoa, Chordata, Amphibia, Anura, Ranidae.